AUGACCACCCUAUCCCUGGCAUUCCUCCUGACACUUGUUGGAUUUGUUGCCGCCGCCCCCGCCACUCCAGUCGCCCAGCCCAACCACAUGCGGAGUUUUGAGAUGCCGCCUCGGCAACCUUACAGUAUGAUGGAAGGCUUCCAACCUAUUGCGGUGCCGCCAUACAAACGAAGUGAGCAUUUUUGAGGGGUUUGGAGGGAAAGACUAGAGUUUUUAGAGGGUAAGAAGGCAUCUGAAUCCUUCAUGAUCUAGGAAAACUCAUUACUUUUUGACAUCUUUUGAUUCCCUUGUUAUGAUGACGAUGUUUCUUUAGAAAGAAAAUCAAAAAAGCCUAACCAUCUCCUUAUCUCAACAUGAUUACUUCUUCUAAGCUAUCAAUUUUUCAGGCCCCUACCCCGAAUACAUAAACGCAGCCCCAGUUGGAGCCCCCGCAUUGGCAUUUGGCCCGUUCUCGGCCCCAUCUUUCGGCCCUCGGCCCUUCGAGAUGGUCCCUCCAGCCUCCAGCGCCUUCUACGGAUUCCGCAGCUUCUAA
Messenger RNA from Bursaphelenchus xylophilus (pine wood nematode), 532 nucleotides. Lineage: Eukaryota; Metazoa; Nematoda; Chromadorea; Rhabditida; Aphelenchoididae. The record is from the annotation of a GenBank genome assembly.